Anguilla anguilla (European eel) is the source of this 3155-nucleotide messenger RNA. RefSeq names its product purinergic receptor P2Y11 (gene p2ry11). Bases 295 to 1230 code for a protein of 311 amino acids. Gene Ontology annotation, biological process: cellular response to ATP; calcium-mediated signaling; G protein-coupled receptor signaling pathway. Gene Ontology annotation, cellular component: plasma membrane. The transcript has 2 exons. Lineage: Eukaryota; Metazoa; Chordata; Actinopteri; Anguilliformes; Anguillidae. Gene Ontology annotation, molecular function: neurotransmitter receptor activity; G protein-coupled ATP receptor activity. The record is from RefSeq and is a predicted model, not a curated record.
CCACCCCGAGCAACCUCACGGAGAGGCAGAUACACAGCUGGCCAUUGAUCUUGUGAGUGUCAGACACUGCCAUUUCCUCCUUGCACAGCAUAGAAAUAACCGUGUAAAAAGCUGAACUGAAAGUGUUGCAACGCCAGUGCAAAACUGGCACCCGCUGAAGUUAAAGCCUCCAAUCAUAAUAGGACCUCACACCCACAAGGACCGAGCGAGCAGGCAGCACCAGCACUUCCUGCCCUGCACAUUCUUUCAGCUAUUCGUGUAAGCUUUCAUUUUUCAGUAGCCCACCGCGCGGCGAUGCCAGGCCCUAACAAUUCGUUUGGUGAGUUCCAGCAGCGGUUCCUGCCGCCGCUGUUCGGGUUGCAGUUCUGCCUGGCGCUGGCGGGGAACGGGGCCGCCCUGUGGCUGAUGGUGACGCGGGAGCGCCGUCGGAACUGGCACACGGGCCUAGUGUUCUCCUGCAACCUGGCGGCCAGCGACCUGCUGUACGCGCUCACGCUGCCGCUGCUGGUGCUGUACUACGCCGGCGGCAAGCAGUGGCACUUCGGUGAGGCGGCCUGCAAGGCCGAGCGCUUCCUCUUCACCUGCAACCUGUACAGCAGCCUCCUCUUCGUCACCUGCAUCAGCGUCAACCGCUACGUGGGCAUCGUGCACCCCUUCUUCACGCGGAGCCACGUGCGCCCCAAGCAUGCCACGGCUGUCAGCCUCCUGGUCUGGGCGGCGGUGGCGGCCGCCUCGUCCCCGGUGCUGCGGUUCGCCGGCGAGGUGAAGAAUGCCACCGUGGAGUGCACGUCGACCCACUCGCACACAGAUGACCGCCCGCACUUCGCCUACAGCGUGUGCCUGGCGGUCUUCGGCUGCCUGCUGCCCUUCCUGGCCACCGCGGCCUCGUACGCCGCCAUCUUCAGGGUGGUGUGGAGGAACGCCAACAUCACGCAGGCGGAGAAGAGGAAGGUGGGGCUGAUGGUGGGGGCAGUGCUUGCCCUGUACGCCGUCUCCUUCGUGCCCUAUCACGUCCUGCGAAACUACCACUUGUACCUGAAGCUCCACAACAAGAAUAUACUGGCGGUGUACAAGGCCUACCAGGUGAGCAAGGGGCUGGUGACGCUCAACAUUUGCCUCCACCCCUUGCUCUACAUGGCCCUGUUCAGCAGCAUCCGGACUGUCUGCUGUGGAGGGGCGGAGGAGAGGGGUGCCCAAUCCCCUGGGGGACAGCGGUUGUGCCCAACCUGACAUCCAUAGGGGACUCUCCAGGCCAUUGGAUUCCAAGGCAAAGGUGUGCAAACAGGAACUACAAUCAUUUCUGGAUUUUCACAGUGAAUUCUGCACUUGAUUAUUGAACCACCAGGACAGUUGUUUCUCACAUGCCAUUCAGGUGAAGCCACACAUCCUCCAACAAUCACAUCGCCUUCAUUCGUUUUCGACGGCUGGCAAUUCUUCACGUCCGCAUCUGCAUGUCGUGAUAGCCGGCGUCGCGAGGGCAAGCCAGUGAUGAGGCCAGAAGCAAUAGGUGUGACAACCAAUCAGAUUAAAGAUCAUAUGUGGGAAUUGUCCCCCGUUUUAAAUUUUGUUGCGCCCACAGCGACCGAUUGUGGGAGAUCUCCUACCCUGGUCCUGGAGAGCUACAGGGUCUGCUCGUUUUUGUUUUCACCUUAAAAUCAGCACCCACUUGAGACCCAAGGCAUCAGGUGAGUUGAGUUAAUUGUGUAAUCAACUGCUCUAAUUGAUUCAUGAAGUGCAGAGUCACCAUGAAAACCAGCAGUAGCUCUCCAGGACCAGGGUUGGAGACCACUGAUCUAUAUAAUGAUCACUGACAGUGUUGGCCACUCUCUCCACCCCGAGAACAAAGCCCAGAUCAGCUGGCCUGAACUGGAUCUGAAUCCAGGGCUCUGUGAACCGCUAAACCUGGCACUGGCCUUGGAUCAGCGGCAUGGCGGACUCUGUGCUUACUGGCGCUUGCCUUUAUGGCAGGGGUGUAUGACAACGGCCGAUCUGUGUCAGGAUUUUGUGCCAACUUCUACUCUUUAAAUUAAAAAAAAAAUAUUAGCCCAAUCAUAUUGACAAUAGUAUGAACACCAGCUAACAGGCAUGUAUCCGUGUAAUGUGUAUCCUAAUGAUUUUAUGUAGGCUAUAGAGCUGUCAGAUAACUGAAACUAAGGUGAUUGGUUGAAACAAAAGCCAGUGUGCAGAUGUGCACCCCUGGUAUAAGGCUUCACAAACAGCAAAAUAAAUAUUAAUAAAUAUAAAUAAAUAAACAAUGCCAGACAUGCUUUAGCUCAGCUAUUGUAAAGAGGAGCAGAUUUGGGAAUUGCAGAAAAUUAUCAAAAACGUAUACAUUUUUGAAAAUCAUCCAAAAUAAAUGUGUAAAGAGCAGACUCGGAUGAGUCAGUCAAAAUGUUUUUCUCUCCAAGGCAAGAACACUUUGGUUACAAGUUACAACACGACUGAUUUCACAUGAGAGCACCGCCAAAAUUGGUGGUUAACGCCCAAUUUCAUGACGACAAGAUAAUCUGGUGCUGCUUUUGCAUGUGAGAAGGCUUAGAGUUUGGAAUUUAGAAUGUGGAAUUUGGAAUUUGGCCUUAAUGAAGGGAGCCAGCACUCUCCAGGAACCUCCCUGUCUCAUCACAAGCCAGGCUCAGUGAUAAUCAAUAAUGGCCUGAAAAUGCCAAAACUCUGCCUAAGUUGGAGAUAUGCUUUGCUGAGAGACCGACCGAGAGUUCAUACCUCGGAUGAAUCACAAUCUUGCGUGGUCGGGAGUUCAACUGGAGAAGCAGGCCUCUCUUAGAUCUUGCCCUUUCCUAUGGUGACCACAGGAUUUAAAUAAAGAGGACAGGGUGGGUGGGCGUUAUAAGCAAUAAUACUAGACUACUUGUUUGUGUCUAUUUGGCCUAACUUUGGCAAUUUAGUCACUUAGAAAUCCCACCAGGAUCAGUCCUGAAAAAGAAGAAUUAUCAGGGAACAAAGAAUGUCUGGUUAGCCUAUCUUCUCCGUCUGUCUGUUUGUCUCUCUUUCUCUUUCUCUCUCACUCCCCCCCCCCCCCCCAAGUGGUCAUAGGUUUCUUUCUUUCUGCAAAGGUUUGCAUUCUAUUUCUUUAUUCAACUUUUUUUUGUUGCCGAAUGGCUGUAUGUAUUGUACAAUAAAGGUUUGUUAAAACUCAA